Molecule: messenger RNA, 1458 nt
Organism: Electrophorus electricus (electric eel)
Lineage: Eukaryota; Metazoa; Chordata; Actinopteri; Gymnotiformes; Gymnotidae
Product: ectonucleotide pyrophosphatase/phosphodiesterase family member 7-like
Source: RefSeq, a predicted model, not a curated record
AUGAGGAGGACGAACUGUGAGAGAAACAUCCACAAAUCCACCCUGAGUCUUCAGAAUGCAGCAAUGAAGGAAAAGUGGCCCAGGGUUCAGAGAAGUUCUCUGGCUGCUCCGCUGACUCAGCGUGGCCACGCAGGCCGCACCAAGCUUCUGCUCGUCUCCUUUGAUGGCUUCAGAUGGGACUAUGACCGGGACGUAGACACGCCGAACCUGGAUGCCAUGGCCCGAGAUGGGGUGAAAGCUCCGUAUGUGACCCCGGCCUUCUUCACCAUGACCAGCCCCACACACUUCACCCUGCUCACAGGCAAAUACAUCGAGAACCAUGGCGUGAUCCACAACAUGUGGUUCAACACCAGCACGUCUGAGAAGAAGCCAUACUAUCAGACCCAGUUUGUCAAUGAGUGGUGGGACAACGGAAGUCUGCCCAUCUGGAUCACAGCCCAGAGACAGGGUCUUCGCACUGGCUCCCUCCACUUCCCAGGCACUGCCUCCACCUACCAGGGUGAAGCCCCCAUGAUCCAGGAGGUGGAGCCUCGCUUCUACAACUACAGCAACGAGACGGCCUGGCGGGAAAACGUGGAUAAGGUGAUGGGCGCCUGGUUCCGGGACGCGGACCUGGACUUUGUGACGAUGUAUUUUGGUGAGCCGGACAGCACAGGGCACAAGCACGGGCCGGACUCGCCACAGCGGCGCCGGAUGGUGGAGCAGGUGGACCGCACAGUCGGCUACCUGCGCAGCUCGGCUGUGCACCACAAUAUCUCGGACCACCUCAACAUCAUCAUCACCGCCGACCACGGGAUGACCACGGUGUUCCGGGGCAGCUUGGUGGAGGAGAUCGUCCUGUCCAAGAUUCCCGGAUUUGCCUUCAAGGACCUGGCCUUCCACCUGGUGGACUACGGCCCAUCCGGCCUGCUCCUGCCAAAGGAGGGCAGGUUGGAGAAGGUAUAUAAUGCCCUAAAGGGAGCUCACCCACACCUCCACGUCUACAGGAAAGAGGAGAUGCCCGCAAGGUUGCACUUUGCCAACAACAACCGAAUAUUACCCAUCAUCCUCUGGGCCGACGAAGGUUAUGUCAUUAAUGGGUAUUUCCCGGUGCAAGCCAACAAAGGUGAGCACGGCUUCGACAACAACAACCUGGACAUGAAGCCAUUCUUCCGGGCGGUGGGACCAGCCUUCCGGAGGAACGUGGUGGUGGAACCCUUCGAGACGGUGAACAUCUACCCUCUGAUGUGUCACCUGCUGGGCAUCACCUCUGAGCGCAGCGACGGGCACCUGGACGCCACAUGGGCUAUGCUACGCUCCUCCGAGCCACCAGGGGACGAAGUUUCUUCCAGCAGUGUCCUGUCGAGGGUGUUCAUCGGUCUGAGUGCAGUCACUGGCUUCCUGUGCCUCGUGUUUGUCAUCGUAGUUACCAAAGGCACCAUUAAACGCAGACAGAAAGAGCAGAGUUCUCGAGACUAA